Messenger RNA from Lates calcarifer (barramundi perch), 1241 nucleotides. RefSeq names its product BLOC-1 related complex subunit 8 (gene borcs8). NCBI's taxonomy places the organism in Eukaryota, Metazoa, Chordata, Actinopteri, Centropomidae. Gene Ontology annotation, cellular component: BORC complex. The record is from RefSeq and is a predicted model, not a curated record. The coding region runs from base 121 to 513 and encodes 130 amino acids. The transcript is spliced from 6 exons.
AAUAUUGUCGUGUGACACAUGACAACAAAAAAAACACGGAAGAAGAAGGAAUCAGCUGACACUCGCUGACUGCUGUACUGUGCCGUUGUCAGUUUCUUACAGUGAUAACCAGCUUGCACUAUGGAAGACCAGGAGAUGCAGCUGAAAGUCAGACGAGUGACUGACAAAUUCACGGAGAGCAUGUACGUCCUGGCUAACGAGCCGUCGGUGGCUCUCUACAGACUGCAGGAACACGUCAGGAGGUCGCUGCCUGAACUGGUGCAGCACAAGACAGACAUGCAGAGCUGGGAGGAGCAGAGUCAAGGAGCCAUCUAUACAGUAGAGUACGCAUGCAGCGCCGUGAAGAGCAUGACGAACAGCAGCAUGUAUUUCAAAAACAUUGACAGUCUCCUCCGUCAGGCCAUCACCAUGAAGGAACAGAUCAGCAACUCCCAAGGACGCAGCUUACAUGAUGUGACCCCUUCUCCCAGUCCCCUUGUCUCUGCUCCACAUGCCCCAUCCACUUCCUCAUGACCUGUGAGCAGAGGUGUCCAAGGAAAAGGACCAUGGAUUCUGGCAUGCUAAAGGAAGGGGGAGAAAAGCACAGCUCUGGGAUGUGACGCGACUUCCUGAGUUGGUGGUGUUGCUCUCUACAGUCCCUUGCUCUGCUACCUCUCGAUUGCAGCUAAAGUGGGGUCAUAAGGACAACACCCCCUCAUCACAAUGGAGUGACAGCCUCCACUGACCCCAUAGUACAAGCCGCUCAGUGGAACAGAGCUCCACAGCGCUGCCAGGUUCAGCAUUAAAAACACUUAAGUCAUGGACGCUGCUCAAAGAAUGCAUUGUUCUCUCUCUGACUCGCUGGACAGGCCAGAGCGAAAGCAGCAGUGCUGUUUAUGCCUCUGCUGCUGAAAAAUCCACUGCAAUGCCAAUGUUUUGGACAGUAGUUUUCAGGGUUUUUUGAGUUUGUCGUGAACAGCUAAAACCUAAAAAGCACCCUGCAUGCACAGUAUAAAAGCUUGUGAAAAGAAUGUUUUUCAAGAGAGAAUUCAGACUUUAAAGAAUCACAUUUUUCACUCUUUUGUCCUUACCUGUCAGGUAGACAGAAACCCCCAGACAGAAAAGUCCAAUAGCCACAUGUCGUACAGCUCUGCUGUCCAAAAGGAACCAGUCCGCUCUGCUUAAAGAAAUGUCAUAUGUUCAGUGUCAUGGCUCAGAUAUGUUUACUCUUUAAAGAAAUAAAUGAAGAUGAUUUUCUGCAA